AUGCUGACCCUGGUUGGUUCGUUACUGGUGGUCAAUGCACCCACUCUGGAGAUCUCGACAGGACUUGCCUCGCCCAUGCGCUUCUUGGGCGACAUCUCCAUGUGCGCCUACAUGAUCCACCUGCUGCUUGCGGAAGCUUUGGGCUAUGCGGUUGGAAGGGAACUCGGAUCCAUGCCGUGGUGGACUUUGCUGGCGGUCCUCCCGGUGACAAUCUUGCUGGGCUGGCUCCUCACCGAGUUCUUUGAGAAGCCAAUCGAAAGGUGCUGCCGGCCGGACAAGCGCGCCGCCAAGAAGUCGAAUGCCGUAAACGAGGCUCCGACCAGCGCACAAGUGAUCGGAUCCCCUGAGGCUAAGGUGGGCUGA
This is a messenger RNA of Symbiodinium natans, 363 nucleotides long. The record is from the annotation of a GenBank genome assembly. NCBI's taxonomy places the organism in Eukaryota, Dinophyceae, Suessiales, Symbiodiniaceae.